Diaporthe citri is the source of this 918-nucleotide messenger RNA. RefSeq lists its product as uncharacterized. Gene Ontology annotation, molecular function: oxidoreductase activity. Bases 1 to 918 code for a protein of 305 amino acids. The record is from RefSeq and is a predicted model, not a curated record. Lineage: Eukaryota; Fungi; Ascomycota; Sordariomycetes; Diaporthales; Diaporthaceae. The transcript has a single exon.
AUGUCUUCUCCUUUUAAAAAUAUCGUCAUUAUCGGCGCCUCAGGCUCCAUAGGUAGCAUAAUACUCGAAGCCUUUCUCAACACUCCCACUGUGACAACCACAAUCCUUCAACGCGCCUCUUCCUCCAGAGCGGCUUCCCCUCCUUCAGCUCACGUCGUAACCAUCCCAGACGACUACCCCCACGACCCACUCGUCGCCGCCUUCGCGAACCAAGACGCAGUGAUCAACUGCGUCACAACCCUCGCCGUGCGCACCCAGCUCCGGAUCAUCGCCGCCGCCGCCGAGGCCGGCGUCCGGCGCUACGUCCCCUCCGAGUACGGCCUCAACAACAACAACCCGGCCGCCCGCGCGCUAUGCCCCGUCUUCCGCGAGAAGGGCGAGGUGCAGGACCACCUCCGCACCCUGGAGCACCGCAUGGAGUGGAUGGCCGUCGCGAGCGGCAUGUGGCUCAGGUGGAGUGCGGUGCACGAGUUCCUCGGCAUGCACAUCGCCGAGAGGAAGGUUGUCCUCUGGGACGAUGGCGAGGGCUUGUUUAGCACGACGACUGAGGAGAACACGGCUCUCGCGGUCGUGAACGCGCUGACUAAGAAAUGGGAGGAGACAGCGAAUAAGGUCGUCUUGCUCAGCGAUUUUGCGGUGUCUCAGAAGCAGUUGCUAGAGGCAGUUGAGCGGUUCACGGGUGAGAAGUUCGAGACAGAGUUCAUUGACUCGGAGUCAUUCAUCCUGGAGAAGCAGGCGGCUGCCCUGGCUGGUGAUGGUGGGGCUGCGUAUGCACUGAUUGAGACAGGCUUUGUUACUGGCAAAUAUGGGGGCUAUCUGGAGGACGAAGGCGAGAUUAUGAAUGACCUGCUGGAACUUCCAAGGCGGUCAUUUGCGGAAGUUGUCAAGGCCGCUGUUAAGGCGGUGAAGACGUUAUGA